Molecule: messenger RNA, 9191 nt
Organism: Equus caballus (horse)
Lineage: Eukaryota; Metazoa; Chordata; Mammalia; Perissodactyla; Equidae
Source: RefSeq, a predicted model, not a curated record
GCGUCAGCCAAUGAGCCACGAGUGUAUGUGCAUACAUCCCCACACACAUCUGCGUGUGCACAGAAAAGGAUCUGUAAGAGUGCCCACACACUGGUGGUGGUGAUUUCCCCUCAAGAAUGGAGGAGAUCAUGCAUGAUGUGAUAAAGAAGGUAAAGAAGAAGGGAGAGUGGAAGGUGCUGGUGGUCGAUCAGCUGAGCAUGAGGAUGCUCUCCUCCUGCUGUAAGAUGACGGACAUCAUGACCGAGGGGAUAACAAUUGUGGAAGACAUCAACAAGCGCAGGGAACCUCUCCCCAGCCUGGAGGCUGUGUAUCUCAUCACUCCGUCUGAGAAGUCUGUCCACUCUCUCAUCAGUGACUUUAAAGACCCACCGACUGCUAAGUACCGGGCUGCCCACGUCUUCUUCACCGACUCUUGUCCAGAUGCCCUGUUUAAUGAGCUGGUGAAAUCACGAGCAGCCAAAGUCAUCAAAACUCUGACGGAAAUCAACAUUGCGUUUCUCCCAUAUGAAUCCCAGGUAUAUUCCUUAGACUCGGCUGACUCUUUCCAAAGCUUCUACAGUCCCCACAAGGCUCAGAUGAAGAAUCCGAUACUGGAGCGCCUGGCAGAGCAGAUCGCAACCCUGUGUGCCACUCUGAAGGAGUACCCAGCUGUGCGGUAUCGGGGGGAAUACAAGGACAAUGCUUUGCUGGCUCAGCUAAUCCAGGACAAGCUCGACGCCUACAAAGCCGAUGACCCAACAAUGGGGGAGGGCCCAGACAAGGCGCGCUCCCAGCUGCUGAUCCUGGACCGUGGUUUCGACCCCAGUUCCCCUGUACUCCACGAGCUGACCUUUCAGGCUAUGAGUUACGAUCUGCUGCCCAUUGAGAAUGAUGUUUACAAGUAUGAGACGAGUGGCAUCGGAGAGGCACGGGUGAAGGAGGUGCUCCUGGACGAGGACGACGACCUCUGGAUAGCCCUGCGCCACAAGCACAUCGCAGAGGUGUCCCAGGAAGUCACCCGUUCUCUGAAAGAUUUUUCUUCUAGCAAGAGAAUGAAUACUGGAGAGAAGACCACCAUGCGCGACCUGUCCCAGAUGCUGAAGAAAAUGCCCCAGUACCAGAAGGAGCUCAGCAAGUACUCCACCCACCUGCACCUUGCCGAGGACUGCAUGAAGCAUUACCAAGGCACCGUGGAUAAACUCUGCCGGGUGGAGCAGGACCUGGCCAUGGGCACAGACGCUGAGGGGGAGAAGAUCAAAGACCCCAUGAGAGCCAUCGUCCCCAUUCUGCUGGAUGCGAACGUCAGCACUUACGACAAGAUCCGCAUCAUCCUUCUCUACAUCUUUCUGAAGAAUGGAAUCACUGAGGAAAACCUGAACAAACUGAUCCAGCACGCCCAGAUCCCCCCGGAGGACAGCGAGAUCAUCACCAACAUGGCGCACCUCGGGGUGCCCAUUGUCACAGACUCCACGUUGCGUCGCAGGAGCAAACCAGAGCGGAAGGAGCGCAUCAGUGAGCAGACCUACCAGCUCUCACGAUGGACCCCGAUCAUUAAAGACAUCAUGGAGGACACUAUUGAGGACAAACUCGAUACCAAACACUACCCUUACAUCUCCACCCGCUCCUCUGCGUCCUUCAGCACCACCGCCGUCAGCGCCCGCUACGGGCACUGGCAUAAGAACAAGGCCCCGGGGGAGUACCGCAGUGGUCCCCGCCUCAUUAUUUUCAUCCUCGGGGGCGUGAGCCUGAAUGAGAUGCGUUGUGCUUACGAGGUGACCCAAGCCAGCGGAAAGUGGGAAGUGCUCAUAGGUUCUACUCACAUUCUCACUCCCACCAAAUUUCUCAUGGACCUGAGACACCCCGACUUCAGGGAGUCCUCUAGGGUAUCUUUUGAGGAUCAGGCUCCAACAAUGGAGUGAGAGCCAGAGAAACAAAGUAAAAGCAGCUUAUUACAGAAAAGAAACUCUUCCACUCUGAAGGGUUUUCUUUGAUUAUUCCGUCACUCUUUUUUGUUAUUUUUCCCUUUUCAGUUUAUUAUUUCUUUGAUUUUCUUUCAAUUAGAAAAUGCUUGCAGUUCUUAACACCGAUUGAAAAUGUGUCCGAAGCCACCCUCACACUCCCAGCCACGAGGACCCCUGGGCUCCAGCUCGCCGGCUCACUCGGCCAGCUGCAGCCCACUGGGUUCCAAACCGAAAGUGAGAACAACGGCCGUGAAGAGGCCUCCAGAGGAAGCUGCCAGCUGAGGGGCGCCGGCCGCCUGGUGCCCACGCCUGCUGGCCCAGGGGUGGGUUUGUGGGCACCAGGCAGAGAACGCAGAGCGUCCUGGUGUGAUGUGAUGUGGGGACUUGAGAGUGAGGCCAGCAGGAGUUCAAGGGACUGUCGUGUCCAAGAAGGCAGAACUCCAGUGGAGAUAGCCAUGGGGACCUGAUCACAAGGAAGGCUCGGCAGAGAGUGUCAGAAUAACCUCCAGGGCAGGGGAGGGAGAUGUGUAAAUACCUCUUUCCCAGGACGGGUGCUUAGCCCAGAACGAUUUCUAAGGGGUGAUGGGGCCAUGAGCCACUAAGUACUUGGUGAGCUCCAGCCAUCAGUGCAAAGAGCUUAUGUCUCACGUUCCUGUGGGCAAAACAGCACCGAAUAGUCAUUUGCUCUUUUAGUAGGUGCUUUUAUCUUAAUUCUCCUGUGGAUCCUUUCAAGAGUUGAGUAAUCACAGUCCUACACCUGUUGAGGUCUUGGUAAGAUCUGAGAGCCUUGGGCUAGAAACCGGCCUUAACACCAGUGUGUUGUUUUAAAGAGCAUCUUCUCUCCCUCACGUGCCUUUAUCUCAGUUUCCCAGGAACUCGUGGUCUGUUUGGUGGAUGAUCCAGAUUUUAUUCUUGUCCUCGUCCUUCCUCUCUCUUUCCAUCCUUCUUAUGUGCUCGGAAUCUCCUAUAAUGUGUCUAAAUGGCGACUGAUACUGAAGGACGCCACUGAGCUAUGUUAGGCAUUCUGUGAUGAGGCCACGUUUUGUGUCCCUCACUUCAUGUGCUCCACUGACUAUGGCCCUGAAAAUGCCCCCUUGCCCUGGGCUAGACGUGGCCGGUGAGUCAUGGAGCAUGAGCCACCUGUGAGUAGUGGAAAGACCACGAGCACCUGUGACUGCGGGUCACUCCCCCUUACUGAGCCACAGUCUGUGGAACACAGGAGGCUGGAUCGCAGGGCCCCAAGGCUCCUCCGAGCUCUGACCUGCUGUCACUCAGUAAUUCAGAUCGGUGACUCAGACCUGCGGUCCUGCCCCCUCUCGUGCACUCUGCUGAACCUCGGGGGAGCGUUCUCUCAGGGCUGGGCUAGGGAUACAUCAGAGCAUGCGUGUUUGUAUAAAGAGAAUGCGCUCCAUCCAAGGAGGACUCUCUCUAAAGGUCCACAGGAGGCCACCCGUUUAUCUCCUCCCCUUUCCCUCCCUUGGCCAAGAGAUGGCUGCCCCCACCCCGGGCAGUGGUGAGGUGAGAAAGAGCCCAGGCUGCCUUCCCCUAGAAAGCAAGGCCAGUGGGUGGUGAGUAGGAGCCAUUGUUGAAAAACAGUCGUUGUUUAGAGCACCUCAGUAGCUUGGAAUCAGACAGCUGGUCCUGUGUGCAGAAGGCAGGUAGGUGGAUGGCAUUCACUGCAAGAUGUGUUUUAAGGCUUCUAGAAGGACAGGUGUUCAGUCGAGGCAGCAGCAAUGGCAGAACACUUGCAGGACUGGAAGACUGACAAACCCGGACCCCAAGGGCUCCUGCUAGGGUUCGCCAGGGAUUCGCUGCUUCGGAAGCAGCCUCCCCGUUGCAGACUGUCAUCCUUAGUUUUACGUCCCAUCAGCAGAGCAGCUCUCGGCUGCCGUGGGAGCAGAGAGAGCGCGAGUGGACUCUGGUUGUAUUCUCGGCUUCUGGAAUGCUUUGUUGGGCAGUGCUGGGUUUUAGAGAGCUCGGUUAAGAAAGAGCGAGGCACAGAGCCCUGAUACCACGGAGGCCGGAAGGCAGGUCACAGUCUGACCUGCCCCAUUCUGUUGUGACUGUUCAGGUGACCAAAGACUGGGCCAGUACAGGACAUUAGAGAGCCAGGGUUGUCCCCAAUGCCGGUACUUGCGGGAACUUAGCUUUUAAGAGUUUUGCGCUCAGUGCUGAAUGAGGGUGUCCCCAGCAGGCUGGUGCGUGGGCACCAGUGCCUCGCUCUGUCCUGCUGGCCCCUCUCUCUCCUGGAGCUGAGGCCAGCUCCCAGGGUCUGGGUUAAAGGGAGCGGGCGUGGAUCGCUGAUGUGCACAGAUACCACCAAGGCUCAUCUUAACCCCCACCAAUCCAUCAUCCCCCAUGUCUGAGACGUGAAGUCUUUUGAUCAGAUCUUCACCUCUACACUGGGUGGUUUAUGUUAAAGUGCUUGUCCCUUGGGAAUGUCGGAGGCUGUGAGAAGCUGAGGAAAGAGGGCCAGCCGGCCGGAUUAGACUCUUACACAGCACUUACACUUGGGAGAAAGCUUUUGUUUCUUUAUGUUGAAUGUUUGCUUUAUUCCAGCUUGGGGUCAUACAACUUUCAUUUUUCAGGGCCACUCAGAUUUGAAUCCUAAUUCAGAGCCGAGCCCUGGCCCAGCUGCUCUUUAAGCAUUCCCCUGCAUUUCCACUCUGGGGCCUGAGGCCACAGGGUGCCUGGAAUUGAAACCAGUGGCAUGGCCUCUGGGCCUGGCUGUGUCCCCAACCCACCGUGAGCAAGCACGCCACCGCUCUGGGCUUCCUUCCCCUGUCUGUGGUGCAGGGUGGGCCGGAGCACGUUCUCCAAACCUGGCGGACCACCACGCCCACCGGGGUUGCUCUCAGACGUGCAUGUUCCCUGGCGCCACCCUGGAUGUCCUGAGUCAGGAGGGCUGUUUCAGCCAAACCCAGGAAUGACUGGACCAGCUGGUCUGUAAGGACGCUCCUGAUUUUCAGAUUCUCUCAGUGAGGAAAGCAGGAUUGUGUCCCGGCGGAGCUCGCUGUGUCUGGCCCACAGCCUUGACAGACUUCUGGAUGACGUGGUUUUUGGGGACCACUGUUCAUCUUUCACAAUCUUCCAGUUCUGUAGAAUAAGAGGGACCCUCAGAGCCAUAGGACCUCCUUCCUGUUCUGGAAGGUCCAUACAGUCAGCCACCUAUGGGUUCAAAAUGAGAAUGUUUGCAAAACGCGGAUUACAAACUCACCCAGCCCAAUUUGCAGUGUUUGUGGUGGUGAAAAGCUUGACCAGGUGUUAAAACAUGCAGAUGAUUGGGUGGCAAGAAGAGGCUCUGGGGGGGCAGAGGGGGGGUGGUUUGCAAUAACUCCAGCUGGUCUGGGUCCUUUAAAGAGACCAGGCAAGUUAGGGCCCAGGACUGUGCCUGUCAGGGAGAGCCCCGGAGGCCUCUCUGGUUGUCCCACACUCUUGGUCCUGGAAGUUUUGUUCUUUCAGCUGAAGACUGGGAGCACCAGAUGGUCAAUAAUAAGAUAAUAUUGGAAAGUUCUAGAGCGUGGAUUCCUUAACCUCUUUUUGGUCUCCCCCAAAUCCUGAAUGUAAGCAAGGAUAGGGAGCACUUUGGGGUGGGCAUCUGAUCAGAGGCCCCUUUUGACUUUUCCUCUAGUUCAAGCCGGCCUUCUUUUUUCCUGGAACUCAGUGGAUGGGGGAGGGGGAGACUGUUAGCAAAAGUUUCUCUAGCACGUGCCCUGUUCUCACCUUUACCUGGAAGUGGCAGUCCCCGCACGGAGGACCCACAGCUGCCUGUCAGGGUGUAGACACACGGGCUGCGCCGAGUUGAGAUUUGGAAGGCCCUCAUUUUGGCAAUGGUUCACUGUUCAGAGUUUGAUAACCUUUAUUCCUGUCUCCUCAUUUGUGGAGCAGCCUUUGACCUCUCUUAGGACUAACGGAAGAUUGGUAAGGUCACGGAAAUGAGUGUACUUUGGAGGAAAAGGUCACCAUAGCAACGCCCAGGGACAUAGUGCUGAAACCUGUCACAUUUGCUGAAGGGGCCUCAGGUCUGCAGAAUAACGAGUCAGCUUCAGAGCGCAGGGCUGGGCAGGUUGCCCGCAUAGGACAUCACCCUCGGCGCCUCCAGGAAGGAGCCAGGCUUCCUCAGCAGAGCAGUGACCUGGUGGCUGGGGCUUGAACUGCAGAGCACCGGCUGUUGGAAGAAGCCCCUCAAAGUAGAGAGGGCUGUACGAGUUUCCUGCUGGUCUGGACUGGCUAGGAAGCUUCAAAGCCUGCAGUUCGAGCAGUCACGGGUCAGCUGAGCAAGUAGCCGUCAAAGGCCUAGGGACCCCGGUAUUUGGAAUCACUCCCCACAAGCUGGCCAAAUCCUCCUUUGCCUGCCCUCUGGGUGGGACUCUAGCAUCCUGCGGUUUCUGCUCCCCUCCUCCCAGGAAGGCCCGUCCCUUGCCCGCAUCUCCCGGGAGGCACAUUUUCAAGUUCGGAUCUCUUUUGUUCAGUUUCUCCCACCAGGAUCUCUUUCUUUGAAGCCCACUGCUGCAUGCGUGCAGGCCUCAUGCUCACACGCCAGUCACUUCUGUUCUGUUUGAGUAAGUCCAUGUCCAAACCACACGAUCCAUGCAUCUUUUUUUACUGCACUUAUUAGAUCUCUCUCCGUAUGAAAAAGGACUUCAUUUACUUUUAUUUUUUAUUUUUUUAUUUUUGCAGUAGAAGUAUUUCUAAUUCCAUUAGCUUAAAGUUUUGCAAGCAUUUCCAAUCUCUUACAAUGCGCGGUCUUUGCAAGGUAAGGCCUCAGGUACCCGGCCCUUUCCCUUUCACACCUGAGGUCCCACCCACCACGGCAGGACCAACCAGCUGGCUACCGAGGUCAGUGGCUCCCCCAGUGUGCUCUGCCCAUCAACUUCCUCCCUACCAGGCACCAUCCUUUCCACACACAGUCCCCUCCCCACCCCCCGUCCCAUCCCCAGCCUUUUCCCCUGCCAUACGGUUUGGCAUUUCUCUCCCUGGCUUCACCUUGAGUUCAAGAGAGACUUAGAAAUGCAGCUGCCCUGUCCCCUGGCCGAUUGCACUGAGCCCCCAUGGAGAGGCGGGCUCCUUCUUUGGUACAGCCUGGGACCCUGCCUGAGCCAGAGGGGUGUUUAUCCACAGUCCCCAAAUGUCUCCCAGGCCUAUUGUGACAUGGCCUCAAACCCCAACCCUCCCUGCUUCCACUAGACUAAGACCAGGGUGGGGGCGGGGGAACGGAUGAGGAUCUGGGAAUCCAGGAAAGGAAAAGUGUUUGAAACUGCAGCAGGCAAGCUCACCGUCUUUUCUGCCUCCCCCAGGAUCCACGCACAUUCUUACCCCACAGAAACUGCUGGACACGCUGAAGAAACUGAAUAAAACAGAUGAAGAAAUAAGCAGUUAAAAAAAUAAGCCACCCCUCCAAAAAGUGACCCCUCCUCCCACCGAGCACCUCGGCCCCUGCUGCUGACCGCCACGGUUACUUUGCUGGCCCUCUCCCCCCAACAGCUCCCCCGGCUCUGCACGCCCGGGCCGGCACUGUCGCCGCUGCAUUCUUGUGUUUAUUGAUGCCCUCUUCUCGUUUGACACAGAAGAAAAUAAUGCAUUGUGUUUUUUUAAAAGAGUAUCUUCUAUGUGUAUCCUAAGAGAAGGAGUUCAUGUGCGAGGGACACACUGCUGGAGAAGCUUUGGAACUGUCUCGAAUGAAUGGACACCUGCUCCCCGUUAGUUAGGAUCCCGUGACCUUGUACAUAACCCAGUGCGACAUGUGCAAAUUGCUUGAGUAUGGGAAGGUAGACGUCUGGGUAUUUUUAAAAACCUGUUUUGGGUUGUUCCUGUUCUUGUGGGAAUCAUAGAGAUGUUUGUCCUUGGAGUAUUUCAAGCGGAGGAUUAAUCUGUCGUCUCCACUCCAGUUCUUACCCCUCAGCGUCUGCUCUCAUCCCGAGAAGCUUGGCAGUGAAGAUCAGGUGACACCUCGUGAGGUUUGAGCUGGAACCAGCCUCUUUGCUUUCCUCAGUGGCUCAUUCCCCCGGGGCUGUGGGUGGGGGCGGGGGGUGUCCACGUGAAGUCAGGCUGGGUGCCCUGGCCCACGUCCACCGCACUGUGACCCUGAGGGAAGGCGUUCUGCAGUCUGAGUCCCAGACAAAUAAGGAGCAGGCAUCCCCCAGAGGCCCUCAUCUCCUGGAGAAGUAGUCAGGCCUGAUCCUUUUGGCUGGACGCCUUCCUGCCCCAGGCAUCACCCCCAACACCGCUCCCCUUUCUUAGUGGAGUCCGCCUGGGUAGAGCUCAGGGGUCAGGAAAGGACCAGGACAGAAUGGGCUCUGCAGGCUCCCGGUCAGAGGGCCCUUUGCAGGAGAGAGCGCCCGCGCCCCAGGACUUCCCACUGCCUGAGGGGAUGCGCCUUGGGUUUGUACAGACCCUGUGCCCACUCAGACUGUCCUCCGGUUAAGAUACUCCGUAAUACUUUAUUUUUUGUAGUGUGCGGUCAUAUGUCAUCAUGCUUGUAAGAGAAAAUGAUCCUUUUAUUCUCUGUAUAAAAACUUAGCUGUAUAAAACUUAGCUCUAAUGCAAAAAUCUCGGAAGCAAACGAAGGGAGGAUGGCUCGUCAUCCUCCGACUCAGCAGUCCUCUGUUCUCCGGUAGUGAGCGCACCGUUUGCUCUGCUGAGGGGUGUCAUGAAAUAUAAUGACAGUGGAAGUCACAAAAACGUCCCCCGCCCAGCCCCCCGCCUCCCUUCGACUCCUGCAGACCGUGUGUGUGUGUGUGUGUUCCUGUCUCGUGGUGUCGUUGCCGACAUGGUGUUCGCUAGUUCUCGCGGCCGCUUUCCUUUCAGAGUGCGUUCCUUGCCCGCACGUUAGGUGCAUCGUGCUGUUCUCUUCUCCAGGCUCUGAAGUCCCCCCUUUGCGCUCAGAUGAGUUUCCUGGUCUGGCUCCCGCUCCUCCUUAUGAUGCCUGAUUUCCUUAGGGCAGAACUGUAGGCACUGGCAUUGCUUUCUUUCUUACUGUUCCUGCUCGUCCUGUCCCCUCCCCUUGACCAAACAAUGCUCACGCUUCAGGACCUUGUUUGUCGAACAUGUUGGUUUUCCUUUCUCUGUUAUUUAUAUAAAAAUAAUUUAUCAAAAGGAUAUUUUAAAACUAGUCUGUCUUGAAACUUGUUUACCUUGAAAUGAUCAGAAUCUCAGUGUUGGAAAGUAUUGAAGCACAAACAUGUACCAUCUCUGUACCGUUCUGUACUAAAGCACUUGAGUCAAAUAAACGAAUAAAUCAGCGCCCACUCA